GGUCAUCGCCUGUCUCGAAUGUGGAAGUGGAGGUCAUGGCGAUGACAUCACCCAGGAGAGAGCCUUCAUCAUCAACGCUCUAAUUACCCAAAUUAAGGUAAACUGGGCUGCACACUUCUUUAAAUCCAUUUCAAAACAUCUAGGAAAGCACAAUCAGAAGUAUCUCUGUCAAGGUCUGUAUAUUGGACAUGUUUUGGAAUCUAUGGGCGCUGCAGUUAAAGGGAAAGCAUUGGACAAUGUUCCACUCAUCAUUUUCGCAAAGACUGCCAAGAGAAAGCAUGUGGUGUCUCCCUCUCCAAGUGUUGAAACACCACAGAACCUUGCUUUGAUCUGUUUGGAAGAGGAAGAAGAAGUCUCUGACCAUGGAGAACUUCAAAGGAAGAAGAAGAGGAAGAUCAACUCUCCAUCAACAUCUGGAAAUCUCUACUAUAUUUGGAAAGCCUGGAAAGUUGGAAAUUCAGCAGAGCAACUGUUGAAUUGGGACCAACAACUGAAGAAUGAGAAGAUCAUCAAGAAGUGCUUAGGAAUACCAGUCAACCACAACUGUGAACAAAUUUUGGAUGACUACUGGGUAUGGCAAAGGAACCCUGAAGACUUGCAUCUGGAAUACCUCGCCAACACACCAGUUUCAGACUUUGAAGCAGAUGAUGAAGAUCCUGCAGUCUUCAAGUCAGUCUUCUUAAAAGACACAGAAGAUCAAGUGGUUUUCACUUCUGAAGCACAAGGUGACUUGGAAGCAACAGCUGAGGAUUUCCAAACAUUUCCGGAAACCUCACCUGCCUUUGAAACGGAAACCUCACCUGCUCUUCAGGAAACCUCACAUGCUUCUAAAAUAGUUCUGGCUGAAGCUGUCCAAGAGAAGGCAACCUCUCCCCCACUAGAACAGAACCACAAAACAGAAGAAGAAGAAGAAUUUCAGCAACUGGGUCAAUCUCAAGUUCUUGAGAUUCUCACAACUGCAUGUGAGAUCUCCAAUCCUACUGAAAUUGAGAUCCCGGAGAAGUUAGCAGAAAUUCUAGAACAGUCAGCUCUUCAAGAAACAAUGGAGCAAGCUGUUGAAGCGCAAAGGAAUUCUGGAGAAGCUGAAAAGGAAACUCAAAUGGCAGAACUAGAGGUCUCUCAAACUCCAGUAGCCAUUUUUGAAGAACAGAAUGCAGCUGAAGAAAGAGACUCCCUCUCUAGGGAUAUAUCAAAUUUUGCGCUUGAUGAACCAGAAGGAGAGUCUGAAAGAACACUGAAGGUUACUGAUGAAGAAGAUGUGCAAGAAGAUGCUGAAUCUCUUCCUAUGCAACUCUUCCAAAGAACACCAUCCUCUCAUCAGGUAACCAAUUUUCAUUUCCAUAGCUCUUCCACCCCUACCCUUCCGGAUAUUGUACCGGAAAUCUGGACAAAGAAGGUCCAAGGGCUGAUUGAAUCAGCCCUAGCAUCUCAACGUGCCUCCUUUAGGCAAGAGAUAGAGCAAAUGGAAGUCAGGUACACCCAGCUCAUAGAGAAAUCUGAAGGAAAACACAGCGCAGAUCUCAAAGAAAUAAGCAAAUCAGUGCACAAGACUCUGGAGAUUAUCUCUCUAUUGAGUGAAACUGUGAGCAACACGAUGGAAAUAUAUGCCUCUGACAAUCAACUUCAACUCAAAGAGAUCAACAACGUCAAGGAGCAAAUAGCAAGUGUCACAGUUAGUCUACAAAAACAGAUGUCUCUUCUCCAAAUGGACAUCAGAUCAGCCCUAGCAGUAGCUUCUGCAAAUCAGGUAGUGACCAAAGACUACUUGAAGGUGAUCAUUGACAAUCAAAAGGAAGCACACAAGCUGUUCAGACUUAUUGGCGCUAAUUCUGGAAACCGCAAGAUGGAAGUGAUUCUCCAACAACACAAUCCAUCUUCAAUACCACAGCUCCCUAUUGCAGUCAAAGAAGGAGAAGCAUCUUAUAUUCCUUCUCAUCUGAGCAUGACAAAUCUAAUCCUUGAAGCACAACAAAGAAAUCCGGAAAACUCAACACAGCAUCUAUCCAGCUCAGGACUGGAUGGAACAGAAUUUAUAGGUACAGUUGUUGACCACUUCUCAAAUGAUGCUCAAUCAGAGGAAAGACGCAACAACCUAAGGCGAAUCAAAGAACUAUGUGGAAACAUGAUAAGUCCGUUUCGUUCUUAUCAUUUACAUCAUAUUCUAAACGUUAUUGCACGUAAAUAGUAUUUAAUCAUCUCAUAAAAUGUGAUUUUAAUGGAUAAAACUCUCAUUUUCGUUCUAAGAGUCAUAAAAUGGGAUUCCACGU
Molecule: messenger RNA, 2267 nt
Organism: Cuscuta campestris
Lineage: Eukaryota; Viridiplantae; Streptophyta; Magnoliopsida; Solanales; Convolvulaceae
Source: the annotation of a GenBank genome assembly